GCCACUCCUCCUCCUCCACUGCCAGCUCCGCAGCCCCGGGCGCUUGCAAGGUUUUGCAGGCGGUCCGCGCCCGGCAGGAGACUCGGAUGUGGAGUCGGGGCAGCGACUGACUUGCAGAACCACGGCGCGAGCGUCUGGACUCUGGAGCGGCGGGUGCCUGUAAUCCUUCCGUCCCCGGUCUCCGCCGUGAGCGCAAAACGACAGGCAAGGGCUCCCUUUUCCAUACGAGGAAAGGGAGGGAUUCCGGCGCCUGGUCCUUUCUGCUCUGGUCGCCUUCCGCGCGAGCGAUGCAAGUUAUGGGAAUGCAGGUGUAACCUGGAAGAAGAGCUCUCCGUUUCAUGAUGCCUCCAAAAAGGUCCAGAGGAAAACUUCCUCAGAUAUCCACCCAUAAAAGACGCCUGAAGAGUCGGUGGAAGUUGGAAGAGCAGCAGAAGAGCCCGCUUUUGGGAGAGGAGAAAGGGAAAGUGGGCACCCCCAACAAAAGGGCCAGGAAGCGUAAGGGCACCACUGCCCCCCAGAGAAGGUACUCGGGGCAGAACCCUAACAUCUGCACGGAGUGCGGGCAAACCUUUGCGCAGGCUUUGGAUUUGGUGAGCCACCAGAGAAUCCAUGCCGGAGAAAAGCCCCAUAAAUGCUCUGAGUGCGGGAAAGCCUUCAGCCUCAGCUCCAACCUGAGCAGGCACCAGAGGAUUCACACAAGGGAGAAGCCCUAUCUUUGCUCGGAGUGUGGGAAAAGCUUUGCAGACAAGUCGUCUUUGGAGCAACACGUGCGAACCCACUCGGGGGAGACCCCCUUCCAGUGUAUUGACUGUGGGAAAAUGUUCAGCCAGAGUUCCCACGAGAAGAGGCCUCCGAAGAGCCCCCCGGGGAAAUGGCAGAGCCGUUGCGCUGCUGCCCCAGAGACUCCUGUGGUCACCCCCAGCUCAGCUCAGCUCGGCCGCGCUCAAAGACCCGGAGUUUCCAAGAAGCAGGACUCUCCCUUCGAAAUCCCGCACACAUGCGCCGAAUGCUGGCAGAGUUUCAAUCAGACUUCAGACCUGGUCAAACACAUGCGCAUCCACACGGGCGAGAAGCCCUUUGAGUGUAGCCACUGCGGGAAGUGCUUCAACGUCAGCUCCAACCUCAUCCGGCACAAGAGGAUCCACACAGGAGAGAAGCCGUACACCUGCUCCGUCUGCGGGAAGAGCUUCACCGACAAAUCCACCCUCACCCAGCAUAACCGCAUCCAUACGGGAGAGAAGCCGUACACCUGCAGCUACUGCGGGAAAAGCUUCAGCCGGAGUUCUCACCACAAGAGACACCAGCGGAUCCACGCGGGAGAAAAUCCCGUCUCUCUCCUGCCUCUCUGGCCUUAUCCUAACCCGAUGUACUGAGGGCCCUUCUAUUGGGCGAGGCAGAAUUUCUACUAGACAUUUCCAGCAGAUGGUUCAACCGGGGUUUUACAUGGUUGGUGUUUGGAUCCAGGGCAGGAAUGGUGUUUCGGAUCUGCUGUAGGGCACACUCACUCGACUUAUCAGUCACUCUCACACUGUGAGACUUGGAAAAGAUGUAGUAGUUUCUUUAAGAUAUUGUUGACCGGCAUGCGAGUGGUGCAGUGGCUUAGAGUGGAGCUCUCGCCUCACAAUCAGGAGGCUGUGAGUUCAAUCCUGGGUAGAGGCAGAUAUUUCUGUGGGCACAUUGAAAAUAUAUCUACUGACUAUAACUCCACAUUGGUGACAGGAAGGGCAUCCGGCCAGUAAACACUCAGCUCCAUUCAGUUCCACUGCGCAAGGGAUUAUGGGGUCGUUAAAAGAUUAUGAUUGUUCACCAUCAUGCCACGGCAAACCUAAAACACCUUUCCCAUUUUAGAUGGGAAGGCUAUACAGGUAGCCCUCGUUUAGCGCCCACCUUGUUUGGAAUGAUUAAAGUGAUUAAAAAAAAGAACUAGUCACGAUCAAUCCUUGCAUUUACAACCU
Messenger RNA from Thamnophis elegans (Western terrestrial garter snake), 1955 nucleotides. Its product is annotated as zinc finger protein 501-like. Gene Ontology annotation, biological process: regulation of transcription by RNA polymerase II. The transcript has 2 exons. Lineage: Eukaryota; Metazoa; Chordata; Lepidosauria; Squamata; Natricidae. Gene Ontology annotation, molecular function: RNA polymerase II cis-regulatory region sequence-specific DNA binding; DNA-binding transcription factor activity, RNA polymerase II-specific. Bases 339 to 1373 code for a protein of 344 amino acids. The record is from RefSeq and is a predicted model, not a curated record.